GAAACACGUAGUACAUACAUAGAUUUUCGAGUGUACUGUGAGGUUUUAUCGGCUACGAUCGCGACCUCACUCGCGAGGCUUUUAUCUCGGCUUAUGUAAAACUCCUUCUUCUCUUUAUUUUUUUCCUAAGCAGUGGAACUGAAAUGGGCACGCUUGCUCGAGCGAGGCUCGCGCGCUACGCGUGCAAGUCUGAGAUAUGCAGGACAUGGGAUCGGCUGUUCUCGACGUGCCAGGUUACAUCUACCGCUUCUCGCUGCACCUGUAACAAGGCAUUGCUGCUUUGCUAGGCUGUCUCUUUCGAGUCCGGUCGCUCACAGUACGAACACGCAAGGUAAUCGGUUUCUCGAUCGCGACGAGUUAUCUACAGAGAAGUGUGUCGGUCAGUCGGCAUAUAUGUGCUCGCCAUAGAUUUAUCAACUCUAUCUCGCUUGUAAGUUGAUCGAUAGACGCCCGUUUGUACUUACUACGAUGCUUCUUGGCUUGUGCAACCGCACCGGUGGGCUGCGCCGAUCGACCUGCGAACUGGGCUGCAAGCUUAAGUCAGCAGCCAUGUCCUCAAAGGAGCCAGGUGGAAGCCAACCGCUGGGGGCCAUGCCAGCCGGAGGUAUGAACGUCUUGCGUCGCCAUGCUCGGAACUUCCUGGAACAUGGCAUUGAACAGGUUCUCCCAAAUGCACUGGUAUCAAAGGCGGUGCAGCGAGAGGGUGACGCACUGCGUGUGAACAAGCAGCUAGUGCCGCUGGCACGCAACGCCUACCUGGUUGGCUUUGGCAAGGCUGUCGGGGGCAUGGCGAAUGUCAUGCAGACACUGCUUGGCGAGCACCUGGUCGAGGGCGUCAUCAGUGUGCCGCAGGGCACUCGGCAGAUAGCGGCCAACAUGAACCGCCCGGAGAUGCUGCCCGAUCCUGAAGGCCCGAUCAAGGUGCUGGAAGGGGCCAAGGACAACGUGCCAGAUGACAAGGCAGCAGCCGCAGCCGCAGAAAUUGUGUCCCUCAUGCAAAAGCUCAAGGACACCGACAUUCUCAUUGUGCUCAUCUCGGGGGGUGGCUCGGCACUGCUGCCUUACCCAGUGCCACCAUUGACCCUCAAGGACAUGAAGCAGGUCGGCCAACUGCUGCAGUCCAGUGGCGCCCGCAUCGCCGAGGUGAAUGCGGUGCGCAAGCGCCUCUCGGCCGUCCAAGGCGGUGGCCUGCUGCGGCAGACCACGGCUCAAAUACUCUCGCUCAUCCUCUCCGACGUGGUGGAUGAUCCACUGGCAAGCAUCGCUAGUGGUCCAACGGUGCCCAACAAGGACGACCCGGGCCUGCCGCUACGGUUGCUGGACAAGUACCACAUACGGGACAAAGUGGCGCCGAUCAUACUGGAAGUACUAGAACGUGUUGUGUCCCACCUGGGUCCACCCACCACACAGUCCAUGAAUGUCCUCAUCGGCAACAACAAGGUGAUGUCUCGUGCCGUGUGUCUGUUGGCUCGCCAGACGGGCUACCAGUCGUACCUGCUGACAACCUCGCUCGUGGGCGAGUCGCGCAAUGUGGGCAAGGCCAUAGCACAGCUGGCCUUCUACCUGUGCUACGGCGAUUCUCCGGUGCCUGUCCCACACGAUCCAGUCACUGAGAUCGCCCAACACCUUCAGGUCCGCUACCGCGAGCUGGAGCAGUUGAAAGAGUCGGCGGAGCGGGCCUUCGACAUGGGUCGGCCCAUCUGCGUGGUGGCUGCCGGUGAGACGACAGUGACGGUGGCGGGGCCGGGCAAAGGAGGCCGCUGCCAGGAGCUGGCUCUGGCGUCCGCCAUCGAGCUUGACCGGCUCUUCAACCACAGCAAGUUGCAGCCACAGCGCAUUGAGCUCGUUGUGCUUGCAGCAGGUACAGAUGGCCAAGACGGGCCAACAGAUGCAGCAGGUGCCAUGGCGCACAUCGCGACCGUGUCCGAGGCUUCUGCUCUGGGCAUCGAUGCCACGGGAGACCUGGCGCGCAACGACUCGCACCACUUCUUCCGCACCUACAACAACGGUGCCGACCACCUCAUCACGGGGCUCACCGGCACAAACGUCAUGGACCUGCACAUGCUGCUUCUGCGGCGAAAACCUGCCACCAGCUAGCGCCACCUGUGCGGCUUUUAUCGAGACCCACCACCGGCCUGGCGACACUUGGAUGCGCUGUGGCUAUUGGCAGAGCAGAAAAUGCUUGCAGACAUGGUGUAGUUGCGCAUGUGUUGUGAGAUGAUGCGAGCAGCCAUGAAACCUCCAAGUGCCGCUCACUAGGCACGGUUCUUUCUGAGCUGUCUGUAAUUUCUUUAUUCCUUCGGCGAAUUAGAUGUUGCCUUAUUUAUCACAUUACAUAUUACGACUCUUCCAUAUACUUAGGAUGCAAAUGAGUAAUACUAAGAGCCAUCCAAGUCAAUCAAAAGAGCUAAAGCUGUUUGCGCAUCUUUGACUGCAUGCUAUACACUAAAGAAUGGUCUCUAGUAUUGCUCUUCACUGCUGUGAAGUAAUUGAAACAACUGCUACGACCAGGUACCUUUUGCUCCAAAUAAGGCACAAUUAUCCUGUGAUAUGCAUCCUUUAGGCACGAUGGUCACAAAUUUUAGUGAGAUUCUUAUCUCUCCUAUCUUUCUUACUAUUCUUAUUUUUCCUAUGGGAAUGGAGAAAUAUAUGGGAAUGGAGAAAUUGUUUUUCUCAGCAACCACUGCACCAAAUGUGAUGAGAUUUGUUGGAUAAAAAAAAAAAGUUAGAUCAUGUCGUCAGUAGUUUUUUAAAAAAUUGUUAAAAAUUGCUAAAUUUAAAGAAAAAAACUCAACUGUUUUGUUUGUUUAUAACUAUUACUCAGCAGUGGAAAUUGAUAUUUCUUUAAACUGAACCUAAUAAUACACAUAAAGGAGGCAAACUUCAUACUUUAUACACUGCUCUGUAUUAUACCGUUAAUUUGUGAGCAGGAGUUUUGCAGAACCCUCGUUAGCAUUGUAAUAAUUUUAUGUAAGCUGUAAAUUCAUAUAUUACAUUUGUCAACUGUACAUGCACUAACAGAUGGAGUUUGCAGAACUGCAAUGUAGUAUCUGUUUUUGAUACUGAGUUACGGGUUUGGAAACUGAAUGCUUGAAUUUUUUCAUCAAUUUUAGGGAAUUGUUUAUUGAAAACAUAACGGCCAAAAUUAAAAUUCCGCUUCCUACUUGUCGCUAUAACUUAACUUUCUAUCUCAAAUGCAACAAAUUUCUUUCAAGUCAGUCCAGCGGUUUUAUCAGAACAGCAUUUCUAUGUGUCACAUGUCUUUGAAUAGUUGGCAUCGCAGUUUGCUGUCAGCUAAAGCUUUGUACUUCCCGACACAUUCCAUGAUAAUGCCCUCAAUAAAAUUAAUUACGGUUUUACAUUGCAAAGCUACACAGUAGGCUACAAGAGACUCUGUACUGGGAGAGCCGCAGAUUAAUUUUAACUACUAGUUGUUCUUUUAUGUGCAUCCGAAUCUAAGCACACAAGCAUUCUUGCAUUUCAGCCAAUCAAAUUGCAAGCAGCAGACACCAAACAAGCAACCUUAUGCUCACUAGCAAGAUGCCAUAGCCACUGUGGUGCAUGCAUGGUGUGGUUUGUUCAGAGUGCAUGCAUGGUGUGGCUUGUUCAGAGUGCAAUACUAGGUCGCUACCAUUUUACAAUUUUAGUACAUAAGAUGUGGCCCACCAGAGGUGGGCCAGGAAGAUGACUGGAGCCCACAUUUCCUGCGAACACGUGCCAAAGAAUUGGGGUGGGAUGCAAUUUUUGAACUAUCGGAAUUGUUGAAACCUUUGUUGUGUACAGCAGUCACUUAUGGCCAAAUAAAGGUGUACCUACUUUUUUUCUGGGCACUCAAGCUCUUGGCAGUCGAA
Molecule: messenger RNA, 3851 nt
Organism: Dermacentor silvarum
Lineage: Eukaryota; Metazoa; Arthropoda; Arachnida; Ixodida; Ixodidae
Product: glycerate kinase
Exons: 9
Coding region: 469-2097 (542 amino acids)
Biological process (GO): protein phosphorylation
Cellular component (GO): cytoplasm
Molecular function (GO): glycerate kinase activity
Source: RefSeq, a predicted model, not a curated record